CUAUCUCCGCAUUUCCCCAAAUCCUUAUGAUCACCUCGAAUCAGCUAUUAUUUGUAUCGAUCGACCGUCCCGUGUCGAUAUCCAUGCUGCUUCCAUGUCUUUAAUACUCGGGCGCGUCCCGCGCUUUCUGUCAGUACGGCUGGCUACUGUCGGACAUGCUAAACCGAAACAAAAAGCGACAUCCCUGGUCCGACUGAUCUCCCAAAACGCAGCUGCGUCAUCGAGGAGCACUGAGGCUAAAGAUCUUCCGUUGGCAUAUACCUGGCUAACAAGAACGCCGGGCCAAAUUACACCAGAUGACGUCCUUUCGAGCGUAUCCCCCAUUCCAGACUUUCUCUCGUUAAACUACGUACCUGUCCUCCUAGUCACUUCUGCAUUCGCCCACUGGAUUGAUGUGUCAUCGAACCGCUUUCUGGAACAAUUGAUCAACUCUUUAUAUCCAUCUACACCCAACCGCGAAUCGUCUGGACCUCUCCAUGCCAUUGUUGCCGUGGUCGAUAAGCUACCCGACCUCCGCGCCAGGCUCGAAGGGCUUGUCGACAGCAAAACUUCAUCUGACUCUGAUGGAGUUUCGUUCUUGCUGGUAAAGGCAGAAAAUAUACAGGGAACCAUUGCUGUGCCUCGUCGUGUUCGGAGUAUGGAAGCUGCAGAGUCCAGUCUGGUCUUUACACUUCAAAACGACACAUACUCCGAGGCUUUGCAGAGGCCGACUCAUGAACUCGGACUGCGUCUUGCCAAUACAAUAUUCAUCAACGGGAAUGAUAGCACUCUUUUUGGCACGCGCUGGACUUAUACGCCUUCUCAGCAAUAUACCUUAGAGCAAUCAGUGAAUCUCUCGAAUUGCACGGUGACCUCAGCGGUUGCUUCCGUCCAAAAUUCAUUUAAUCUACCGCUCUAUCCUGUUGGCCAACGAAGGAGAGUUAUCUCAAGCAUGGGAAAUAUCCUUCGUCAGUUGGCAAAACAUCUGGAUAGUCAAUCAACGGAACCAAUGCCAGCUUCAUCUGAACUGGAAAAGGAACUGCCACGCUACAUUGAGGAACACGGCAUUGUUGACCGAAGGGUUUCUGUUUGGGCCCUGAUUGAGAAUUCCGAAAGGGGCUUUCAAUUGGAAAACAACGCUAAUAUGCAGGAGAGCCUCGUAAAAGCAAUCCGCGCAGGAGGCAAACUCCAUCGGGUUAUGAGUGGUGGCGGUGGAUGGGGAAAGAAACAAGGCCUUCUAUCUUUAGACCCUGAAACUACUUUUAUUGAAACAGACAAUAAUCAGGGGCUCCUGGGCCUAGACGAUAUCUUCGCAGACCAGGAGACUCAAACGCUCUCAGAUAUAUCUACCCCGCCGCCUGCGUUCUUUGAGAUGCCACAACUGGAUGAAAGUAUGUCAAGUUUGUCUCAAGCUGCAGGACCGGGUGACUAUAUUCAAUUUUUUGUUUCUGUGGAAACAGACCAUGCCCCGAAUCCUUCUUGUCAAGAGGGGAGCAUCCGGUUUGAUUUCGGCAUCGUUGCUGAUUCCGAGGCCAUUCCCAGCUCUUCCGAUGGCUCGGAGAAGGACCUGGGUGUUGUACCUCAGUUCUUUGGUGCGCUAUCGGAGAAAGCGAUCACUUAUUCGCAGCCUGUGGUCGGACCAGAGGCCUCUAAUUCCGUCAAAUCAAGUGCUAAGUUUGAUAUUCCCGGGUGCCACGUGGCGUUGGUGGUGGAAUGAUUGGUUUGUGUGCAAUAUUACAUGUAUCAUGGAAAAUUCAUCAAGCACAGGCACAGUACCCGAUCUCCAUGUCCAUGGUCUCUUUAAAUUCUACGGUCUCAUCUUUCGAACCUGACUGUGUCUACGGACUUAUAAUUUACAUAUCCUAAUUAGAUCGCAAAC
Molecule: messenger RNA, 1858 nt
Organism: Aspergillus piperis CBS 112811
Lineage: Eukaryota; Fungi; Ascomycota; Eurotiomycetes; Eurotiales; Aspergillaceae
Exons: 2
Coding region: 95-1696 (533 amino acids)
Source: RefSeq, a predicted model, not a curated record